Molecule: messenger RNA, 1822 nt
Organism: Cuscuta campestris
Lineage: Eukaryota; Viridiplantae; Streptophyta; Magnoliopsida; Solanales; Convolvulaceae
Source: the annotation of a GenBank genome assembly
UUUGCAGCUCUGACCAUAACUUUCUUCUUCUUCUUCUUUCCUCUUUCGCUUCAGAUCCAGAUUUCGUUCCUCCCCUCAGAAAAUGGAAACCUUCUUGUUCACAUCAGAGUCUGUCAAUGAAGGUCACCCAGACAAGCUUUGUGACCAAGUCUCAGAUGCCAUCCUGGAUGCAUGCCUCGAACAAGAUCCCGACAGCAAGGUCGCCUGCGAGACAUGUACAAAGACGAACAUGGUCAUGGUGUUUGGAGAGAUCACAACAAAGGCAAAGGUUGAUUACGAGAAGAUAGUUCGCAGCACUUGCCGUGGCAUUGGGUUUACCUCUCCAGAUGUUGGUCUUGAUGCUGACAACUGCAAGGUUCUUGUGAACAUUGAGCAGCAGAGCCCUGACAUUGCCCAGGGAGUCCAUGGUCAUUUCACCAAGAAACCCGAAGAUAUCGGGGCUGGUGAUCAAGGACACAUGUUUGGUUAUGCCACAGAUGAGACGCCCGAGCUCAUGCCUCUCACUCAUGUCCUUGCUACCAAGCUGGGUGCUAAACUCACCGAGGUAAGAAAGAACAAUACUUGCCCAUGGCUCAGGCCUGAUGGUAAGACCCAAGUCACCGUUGAGUAUAGGAAUGACAAUGGUGCCAUGGUGCCCCUCAGGGUCCACACCGUCCUCAUCUCGACCCAACAUGACGAGACCGUGACGAACGAGCGGAUCGCCGCCGAGCUGAAAGAGCACGUCAUCAAACCGGUCGUCCCUGCAGAGUAUCUCGACGACAAGACCAUCUUCCACCUCAACCCAUCGGGCCGGUUCGUGAUCGGCGGUCCCCACGGAGACGCGGGGCUCACGGGACGGAAGAUCAUCAUCGACACCUACGGCGGGUGGGGGGCCCACGGCGGUGGCGCCUUCUCAGGGAAGGACCCCACCAAGGUGGACAGGAGCGGGGCCUACAUCGUGAGGCAGGCGGCGAAGAGCGUGGUUGCCUCGGGACUCGCCCGACGGUGCCUCGUCCAGGUCUCGUACGCCAUUGGGGUUGCCGAACCGCUCUCGGUGUUUGUUGACACGUACAAGACGGGGAAGAUCCCGGAUAAGGACAUAUUGGUUCUCAUCAAGGAGAAUUUUGAUUUCAGGCCCGGCAUGAUCACCAUCAACCUUGACCUGAAGAGAGGCGGCAACUUCCGGUACCAGAAGACCGCUGCCUACGGUCACUUUGGGCGUGAGGAUCCUGACUUCACCUGGGAGACAGUCAAGAUCCUCAAGCCCAAAGCUUGAAGCUCUUUGAAACCACAAACCACAUAAAAUUUUCUUCUUCUUCUUCUUCUUCUUCUGCCAUUUGAUGCAGCCAUUUGUGCUUUCUGGUUGCGGACGAAUAAACGUGUUACGAUUUCGGAGCGCUUUUACAUCUAAUUUUCACAUUCGAGGCUCCGGGGAGAGGGACGAGAAGGGGAUAUGAGAUGUAGAAGGAUCUAGAAAGGUCUCUGAUAUGAUUUGUUGUUCCACUUUAUAAUUUCUCUUCCGGGGUUUAUGUGUUGUUUAGUUUGAGUUGUUUAUCAUAUGAUACUGAUGCAAUUACUUGGGGGGUUUCUUUGGGGGUUUUGUUUUGAUUGUACUUAGCUUCAAUUGUUGUUUGUGGAAGUGGUUUUCUUCAGUUGUUAUGAACUUAACACUUUUGAAUGGCAAAUACAUUCAUUUGAGUUAAACUUCUGCUGUUGGGUGUUCUUUCUUUUAUGGAAACUGUCAAUCUGUCAUUUUUGGUUUAGAUUUAUCCUGAAAUAACUUCUUAAAAAAGUAUUGUUUCACUCUUUGACUCAAUUUAAAUUGCGUAUUUUGGUUUACGAU